Messenger RNA from Oncorhynchus masou masou (cherry salmon), 2000 nucleotides. RefSeq names its product chromosome 6 C1orf74 homolog (gene c6h1orf74). Lineage: Eukaryota; Metazoa; Chordata; Actinopteri; Salmoniformes; Salmonidae. The transcript is spliced from 2 exons. Bases 176 to 982 code for a protein of 268 amino acids. The record is from RefSeq and is a predicted model, not a curated record.
CACUUUCUUACUGGAACAUGAAUAAUUAAAAUAAUUUAAUGUCGGUAAGCCAUGACUGGCCUUACACUCCAGUACAGUAGGUGGCGGGGUAUGCACCUUAAAAGUUGGAUGCGAUCCGCCAACCCAAUCCCGAAGCAGAAGAAUAAGAAUAGUGCAACGACCAGAAGAGCAGUCCAUGGCUUCUUCAGACGUCUUUGUUGCCGCUGCUCGCAAAUGUCUACGAGUUGGAAAGAAACGCUUCUCUGCCACUGUGAGUCUGAACCUGGCUACUCAGGUCCUGGCUGUGGACUUGGGCCUGAAGCCCGCUCUGCUAUAUGACAGUAAUACAGCAUCUGCAGAGCAGGUCCAACAGUAUUUAAACUCUCUGCAGGCUGCACAACUUGUGUCUAAAUCUCUCCAGACAGUGGUUAUCAGUGAGAAUUCCUUGAUUGUGAACCCAUCCCUAACUAUAGCAAACUUGGAGGCACUUCUCUUGAGGAGGACUGUGACUGUGGUGGAUGUAUGUCACUCAUUGGAACAACCUGCCAUCACUGAGCUACAGUGGGGAGCUAUCAGGGACAUGAUUCAUGCUUUACUUGCUCAUAUUAGACAGUUUGGGCAACAUUCUGCGAUGAGAAAUGUUCCUCACCGAAUUGAAAAGAGACAUUGUGAGGCAUGGAAUCUGUGUACUCUAUUUGGGAUUCUAUUGGGCUACCCCUCCACAUACUGGUUUGACCAGAGCAGGAGCUUUGAGAACUGCCUAGCUAUGUCUCCGCUGGUGGUGACCAAGGCUGUGGCAUCCUGGCAGGGUGGUGGUUCUGGAGUUGAGGGUCACAGGUGUUGCCUGUAUUCCUUCAGCACCCCAGAGAUGUUGCAGGCAGAGAUUCUGUCAGUGAUGGCUAGCUGGACUACACAGCUUCAGGAACGAUUUCAGCAACAGACAAUCUUCUCUGACCUCAGUGUAACAAGAUCAACUGUCACCUUACCUUCUGUGGCUCUAUGAUUAUAAUGGCACUUUGUGGAUGGAUAUUGUAUGAAAAAUGUGACGGUAUUUGUAUUUUGGAUAUUGUCUGUAAAACAAUUGAUAAGCAAACAUUGAAGCAGUUGUUCCUGUUUCCAAACUGAUUUACAUAAUCAAUUUGGAAACCCAAUUUAUUUAAAAUAUAAAUGCAUUUGUGAGGGAAGUUUACACCAAUGACUACAUCAAGCUUGUGGCUACAAACUUGUUGGAUGCUUUGCAUUUUGCUUUGGUUGUGUUUCAGAUUGUUUUGCCCAAUAGGAACUGAAUGGUGAAUAAUUAAUAUUGUUUCAUUUUGGGGUCACUUAUUGUAAAUAAGAAUAUAUGUUUCAGAACACUCCUACAUGAAUGUGUAUGCUACCAUGAUUAGGAGUAAUCAUGAAUAAAUUGUAAAUGAUGAGUGAGAAAUUAAGAGGCACAAAGAUCAUGAUCUUUAUUCCUGAUUUUUGGGGGUAUUUCAUUUUUUAUUUAACUAGGCAAGUCAGUUAAGAACAAAUUCUUAUUUACAAUGAUGGCCUACCCCGGCCAAACCCUAACCCGGACGACACUGGGCAAAUUGUGCACUGCCCUAUGGGACUCCCAAUCAUGGCCGGUUGUGAUACAGCCUGGAAUCAAACCAGGGUCUGUAGUGACACCUCUAGCACUGAGAUGCAGUGCCUUGGACCACUGUGCCACUCAGGAGCCCAAAAUAGUAUAAUAUGAUCAUCAUUAUUCAUGAUUAUCUGUAAUCAUGGUAGAAUCCACAUUAGUGUUCAGAAACAUUCUAUUCUUUUUUACCAUAAGUGACUAUACAUUAUUCACCAUUCACUUCCUUUUGGGCAAAACAAUCUGACACACAACCAAAACAAACUGCAUAUGCAUCCAACAAGUUUGUAGAGUCACAAGCUUGAUGUAGUCAUUGUGUGCUAGGAAUAUGGGACCAAGUACUUAUUACUUUUUCAAAUGGGUGGACUAGAUGCAAAAAAUGCCUUCCUUUCUAAACAAUAAAACAUAUUUAUGAAAA